GAUGUUUUAUUUCAACGUGAGUGCUAAUGUUCCUUUACACUAAUGUGAAGGUUUCGUACCUUAGUAGUAAAGCAUGUAAAUUGGAAAGUACAACCAAGUCAAAUUCCUAAACUCAAAUUAACAAGUUCUGAAAAGGGGUAUUGAACUGCUCACUUUCUCAUUAGGGCCCUAUUCAUGCUCAUCUACCACACUUAUCAAGCAAAUCCGCUACAACUAUUCCUCUGAGUCACCCAACUCUGUCUUUUUCCUUCCCUAAUCCCAUAUCUUCUUGACUUCAUAAUAUUUGUCAAUUCCUUUCCUUCUGAGUCUCAAACUCUGACCACUGUUGCAUUACAUCAUAUUUCCCAUGCUGUUUUUCUCAACCUUGUUGACCUUCAUUUAAGCACUUCCUCCCCUCUCAGAAUAACAACUCAACAUUAAUGCAAAACUUGUUGCUGUUCUAAGUUCUCAACUUCUCAUCUACACUUGCUCAUCUUUCAUUUGUGACCAUUUCGAUGCUUUUCAGCAAUACACAUGCAGCAUGUACCAACUCAUCACUCAUCUUCAACUCAUGUCUCUCCAUGCAGCUUUCCAUCUACUCUGCAUACACAUACACACCCUUCAAAGAAGAUCAUAAAACCAUACUUGUAGCCAAUUAAGAACACUCUUUGGUUCAACUUGAAGCCAAAGAAUCCUCACUUUCAUCCAAAUGGAAGCAAUGAUGAGAAUUUCAACACUUGUAGUUAUGCUCCUUGUGUGCUUUUCUUCUAUACAACUAGUCCUUGGCCAUGACCACUUAGACAAAGAAACAACUUUGAAAGUGCUUUUACAAGUGAAGAAGUCCUUUGUGCAAGACCCACAAAAUGUUUUGAGUGAUUGGUCAGAGGACAACACAAAUUACUGUAGCUGGAGAGGAGUGUCAUGUGGAUUGAACUCAAACACAAACUCAAACUCUUUGGAUGGUGACUCGGUUCAAGUGGUGGGACUCAACCUUUCUGACUCGUCACUCACCGGGUCAAUAUCACCUUCACUCGGUCAUUUGCAAAACCUGCUCCACCUUGAUCUCUCCUCCAACAACCUCCUUGGUCCCAUUCCACCAAACCUCUCCAACCUCACUUCCUUGGAAUCACUGCUUCUCUUCUCUAACCAGCUCACCGGUCACAUUCCGGCCGAGCUUGGCUCGCUGGCGAGUCUCCGAGUCAUGCGACUCGGUGACAACUCGUUAACCGGUAUGAUUCCCGCGUCCAUUGGGCACCUAUCUAACCUGGUCAGCCUUGCUUUAGCUUCAUGUGGACUCACCGGGUCGAUUCCACCUCAACUCGGUCAACUCAGUCUCUUGGAGAAUCUGGUUCUGCAGGAAAACGAGCUAACGGGUCCGAUUCCAGCCGAGUUGGGAAACUGCUCAAGUCUCACCGUCUUCACCGCUGCCAACAACAAAUUCAAUGGCUCAGUUCCGAGUGAACUGGGUCAACUCAAGAAUCUACAGCUUCUCAACCUUGUCAAUAACAGCCUAACAGGGGAGAUUCCGAGUCAACUCGGUGACAUGACUGAACUCGUUUACCUGAAUUUCAUGGGUAACCAGCUUGAGGGUGCUAUUCCACCGUCACUAUCUCAACUGGGUAAUCUUCAAAAUCUGGACUUGUCCAUGAACAAGCUCAGUGAAGAAAUUCCAGAUGAGUUAGGCAACAUGGGUCAGCUAGCUUUCAUGGUUCUGUCUGGAAACUACCUCAAUGGUACCAUACCAAGAACCAUAUGUUCCAAUGCAACAAGCUUGGAACACUUGAUGCUAUCACAAAAUGGACUAAAUGGUGAGAUUCCAGCUGAGUUGAGUCUAUGCCAAUCACUGAAGCAACUUGACUUGUCCAACAAUUCACUCAAUGGGUCCAUUCCUCUUGAACUUUAUGGGCUACUGGGGUUAACUGAUCUCUUGCUCAACAACAACACCUUGGUUGGUUCCAUCUCUCCCUUCAUAGGGAACCUCAGCAGCUUGCAGACACUUGCAUUGUUUCACAACAAUUUGCAGGGUUCUCUGCCCAAAGAGAUUGGAAUGCUUGACCAGUUGGAACUUUUGUAUCUUUAUGAUAAUCAAUUAUCAGGGGCUAUACCUAUGGAGAUUGGUAAUUGCUCAAGCUUGCAAAUGAUUGAUUUUUCUGGAAACAGUUUCAGCGGCGAAAUUCCGGUCACUAUUGGAAGGCUGAAGGAGUUGAAUUUGCUUGACUUUAGGCAGAAUGAGCUUGAGGGUGAGAUUCCUGCCACUUUGGGUAACUGUUAUAAUCUUAGCAUUCUGGAUUUGGCUGACAAUCAACUCUCUGGUGCAAUUCCUGCAACAUUUGGACUUCUCAAGUCAUUGCAGCAGCUCAUGCUCUACAAUAAUUCUCUUGAAGGUAACCUUCCUCACCAACUGAUAAAUGUAGCAAACUUGACCAGAGUGAAUCUUUCAAAGAACAGAUUGAAUGGCAGUAUAGCUGCAUUGUGUAGCUCCGGAUCGUUUCUUUCUUUUGAUGUUACCGACAAUGAGUUCGACGGUGAAAUUCCGCCUCAUCUGGGAAACUCUCCCUCCCUUCAGAGACUAAGAUUAGGUAACAACAAGUUUUCUGGUGAAAUUCCAAGGACAUUGGGGAAAAUCCAUGACCUGUCACUGUUAGACCUCUCAGGAAACUCACUCACUGGAACAAUACCAGCUGAGCUUUCUUUGCGCAAUAAACUGGCUUACAUUGAUCUAAGCAGUAAUCUUCUUUUUGGAGGAUUACCAUCAUGGCUUGGAAGUUUGCCAGAGUUGGGAAAGCUCAAGCUCUCUUCCAACAAUUUUUCUGGACCUCUUCCAUUAGGCCUAUUCAAAUGUUCCAAAUUGCUAGUUCUAUCUCUAAAUGACAACUCUCUCAAUGGAAGUCUCCCAUCUGAUAUUGGCGAUCUUGCAUCCCUUAAUGUCCUCAGACUUGAUCAUAAUAAGUUCUCUGGAUCAAUCCCUCCAGAGAUAGGUAGGUUGAGUACACUUUAUGAGCUGCACCUCUCCAGUAAUAGCUUUAAUGGUGAGAUGCCAGCUGAGAUUGGAAAACUUCAAAAUCUCCAAAUUAUUUUAGACCUCAGUUACAACAAUCUCUCUGGUCGAAUUCCGCCUUCACUUGGGACUUUGUCAAAGUUAGAAGCACUUGAUCUUUCCCACAAUCAACUCAAUGGAGAAAUCCCUCCACAAGUUGGUGAAUUGAGCAGCUUGGGGAAGAUUGACCUCUCUUACAACAACCUUCAAGGAAAAUUGGACAAGAAGUUCUCGCGCUGGCCAGAUGAGGCGUUUGAAGGGAACUUACAUCUUUGUGGAAGCCCUCUUGACCGCUGCAAUGAUACUCCCAGCAAUGAGAAUUCAGGCCUGAGUGAGUCAUCAGUAGUGAUAAUUUCUACUAUUUCAACAUUAGCUGCAAUUGCACUAUUGGUACUUUCAGUGAGAAUCUUCUGCAGAAACAAGCAAGAAUUUUUUAGGAAAAACAGUGAAGUGACUUAUGUUUACUCUUCCUCUUCAUCACAAGCACAGAGGCGGCCACUUUUCCAACUACAAGCUUCUGGAAAGAGAGAUUUCAGGUGGGAAGACAUCAUGGAUGCCACAAACAACCUAAGUGAUGACUUCAUGAUUGGUUCGGGAGGUUCAGGGAAAAUCUACAAAGCUGAAUUGGUUACUGGAGAGACAGUUGCUGUCAAGAAGAUUUCAUCAAAAGAUGAUUUUUUGUAUGAUAAAAGCUUCAUGAGAGAAGUUAAGACACUAGGGAGAAUCAGGCAUAGGCAUCUGGUGAAGCUGAUAGGAUACUGCAGCAGUAAAGGAAAAGGAGCAGGUUGGAAUUUGCUGAUAUAUGAGUACAUGGAGAAUGGGAGUGUAUGGGAUUGGCUUCAUGGUAAACCAGCCAAGGAGAGUAAAGUAAAGAAGAGCCUUGAUUGGGAGACAAGGUUGAAAAUUGCUGUGGGACUGGCUCAAGGAGUGGAGUACCUCCAUCAUGAUUGUGUGCCAAAGAUCAUUCACAGGGACAUCAAAACCAGCAAUGUAUUGCUAGAUUCUAAAAUGGAGGCACACUUGGGAGAUUUUGGACUGGCAAAAGCUCUCAUUGAGAAUUAUGAUGACUCCAAUACUGAGUCAAAUGCUUGGUUUGCUGGGUCUUACGGCUACAUGGCUCCAGAGCAUGCAUUCUCCCUGCAGGCAACAGAAAAAAGUGAUGUUUACAGCAUGGGAGUCGUUCUUAUGGAACUUGUUAGCGGUAGAAUGCCAACAAGUUUUGGACCAGAGAUGGACAUGGUGAGAUGGGUGGAGAUGCAUAUUAAAGACCAGGAGAAAACAUGUCCUGAGGAAUUGAUAGAUUCAGAGCUGAAACCUCUUUUACCUGGAGAAAACCUUGCUGCAUUCCAAGUACUUGAGAUAGCCCUACAAUGCACUAAAAUUACACCCCAGGAGAGGCCAUCUUCAAGGAAAGUAUGUGAUCUUCUUCUCCAUAUAUUCAACAACAGAAUGGCCAAGUUUGAGAAGAAAAAUUUGGAUCGUUACAAGUGAAGUUAUAACCAAAGGACUGAAAGACUUGGGGUCCAUGAUACUUCUUACUUCAUUUAUUGUUUUUCUUUUUCACAUUAUGUAGAUUUUGUGUAGAUAAACACUGGUACAGUACCUUCAAGAAUCAUUGUGAAUUUUUUUUUAAA
Lotus japonicus is the source of this 4650-nucleotide messenger RNA. Its product is annotated as LRR receptor-like serine/threonine-protein kinase GSO1. Gene Ontology annotation, molecular function: ATP binding; protein kinase activity; receptor serine/threonine kinase binding. Gene Ontology annotation, biological process: protein phosphorylation. The coding region runs from base 689 to 4507 and encodes 1272 amino acids. The record is from RefSeq and is a predicted model, not a curated record. Lineage: Eukaryota; Viridiplantae; Streptophyta; Magnoliopsida; Fabales; Fabaceae. The transcript has 2 exons.